Messenger RNA from Tarenaya hassleriana, 1878 nucleotides. Its product is annotated as peptidyl-prolyl cis-trans isomerase FKBP65. Lineage: Eukaryota; Viridiplantae; Streptophyta; Magnoliopsida; Brassicales; Cleomaceae. The record is from RefSeq and is a predicted model, not a curated record. Gene Ontology annotation, molecular function: protein binding; peptidyl-prolyl cis-trans isomerase activity. Gene Ontology annotation, cellular component: cytoplasm. The transcript has 13 exons. Bases 113 to 1834 code for a protein of 573 amino acids. Gene Ontology annotation, biological process: protein peptidyl-prolyl isomerization.
UUUCCCCUCUCUCUCUUAAUCGAUCGACUUGUGUGCUUUGAUUCUCUCUCUAGAGUUCUCUACUGUCAUCCUUUCCAGAUUUGUGCUUGGCUAAUUCGCUGUUCGAUCGAAGAUGGAUGAGGAUUUCGACCUGCCUGCGGCGGAGGAGAUGAACGACGAGGAGAUGGAUUUCGCCGAUGACGUCGAUGCCGAUGUGGCUCCUUACAUGAAGGUCGGCGAGGAGAAGGAGAUCGGGAAGCAAGGCUUGAAGAAGAAACUCGUCAAGGAAGGUGAAGGAUGGGACACUCCUGACAAUGGUGAUGAAGUCGAAGUGCAUUACACGGGAACCUUGUUGGAUGGAACCAAGUUCGACUCUAGCCGAGACAGAGGAACUCCUUUCAAAUUCACUCUCGGACAAGGGCAAGUCAUCAAGGGAUGGGACAUUGGGAUCAAGACCAUGAAGAAACGUGAAAAUGUCGUUUUCACCAUUCCUCCCGAGCUUGCAUAUGGAGAGUCCGGUUCACCGCCAACAAUCCCUCCGAAUGCAAUGCUUCAGUUUGAUGUUGAGUUGCUUUCUUGGGUUAGUGUCAAGGACAUAUGCCGCGAUGGUGGGAUAUUCAAGAAAGUAGUUGUUGAAGGAGAGAAAUGGGAGAACCCGAAGGACCUUGACGAAGUAUUAGUUAAGUAUGAAGCUCGACUAGAGGAUGGCACUGUUGUUGGAAAGUCUGAUGGUGUAGAGUUCACUCUCAAGGAGGGUCAUUUCUGUACUGCACUUGGUAAGGCCGUCAAAACCAUGAAGAAGGGGGAAAAAGUUCUCCUAUCUGUGAAGCCACAAUAUGGCUUUGGGGAGAGCGGAAAGCCAGCAGCUGUUGGUGAAGCUGCCGUCCCACCAAAUGCUACUCUUCAGAUCGAUCUUGAGCUGGUUUCUUGGAAGACUGUCUCAGAAGUUACCGAUGACAAGAAAGUCAUCAAGAAGAUCCUAAAGGAAGGAGAAGGGUACGACCGUCCUAAUGAUGGAGCUGUCGUGAAAGUGAAGUUGCUCGGGAAGCUUCAAGAUGGUACCGUGUUCUUGAAGAAAGGACAUGGAGAAGGCGAGGAGCCAUUUGAGUUCAAGACAGAUGAAGAGCAAGUAAUUGAAGGGCUCGAUAGGGCUGUGAUGAACAUGAAGAAGGGUGAAGUGACACUCCUCACCAUUGCGCCGCAGUAUGCCUUUGGUUCAUCUGAAUCACAGCAAGAAUUGGACGUGGUACCACCCAACUCGACGGUUUACUUCGAGGUGGAACUAGUAUCUUUUGUCAAGGAGAAGGAGUCUUGGGACAUGAACACCCAGGAAAAGAUCGAGGCUGCAGGAAGGAAGAAGGAAGAAGGCAACGCGUUGUUCAAGGCUGGAAAAUAUGACAGAGCUUCCAAGAGAUACGAAAAGGGCGUGAGAUACAUAGAGUAUGAGUCGUCAUUGGGCGAAGAGGAGAAGAAGCAGGCGAAAGCUCUGAAAAUAUCAUGCAACCUGAACAAUGCGGCGUGCAAGCUGAAGCAGAAAGAUUACAAACAGGUGGUGAAGCUGUGUACAAAGGUGUUGGAGAUGGAAGGGAGGAACGUGAAGGCGCUGUACAGAAGGGCAGAAGCGUACAUAGAGACGGCUGAUUUGGAGCUGGCAGAGAUUGAUAUCAAGAAAGCUCUCGAGAUCGAUCCUGACAACAAGGAGGUGAAGAGGGAGUACAAGAAGCUGAAGGAGAAGGAGAAGGAAUACAACAAGAAAGACGCCAGAUUCUACAGCAACAUGCUUGCUAAGAUGCUCGAGCCCCACAAAACAGCGAAGAAGGAAGCGCAACCUAUGAGCAUCGACGCAAAGGCUUGACACCCCAAGUCCUCAGACUGAUAUUGGCGUAUGCAUUAUUCUGC